AUGUUCACCCGUGGAUCCACAGAUCCCUCACAAUUUCAAUUAAAAUACCUACGAGUAACCGUUCGCCCGCAUCACAACUGCCGCACCACCACCACCCGGCAGACGCAACUGAAACUUGCAAGGGAGACACGUCUCCCGGGGACCGAAACUUGCCGGGGGGGAGGGGGGAGAGGCAGCGGGUCUCCCCUCCCCCGGAAUCUGGCCGGCCCCCGCUCCUUCCACGAGUCCCCUUCACUGGUCGACAGGUCCCCCUCCCGCGCCGUCCCAGCCAGAUCCUGCCCGCACGCCCCCCGGCGCCCCUCGCCCGGCGCCCGCCGACCUGCCAAUCACACCCGCAGCACCCAGCCGUCGGGGCUCCAGGGGGCGGGGGCCGAGCGGCCGCGCGCGUUUCCGGAGCCGGCCCCCUCGAGGGCGGGGGCCGGGAGCGCCGCUCGUCCACCUACCCCGGGGCCGCGAAUGGCGGCGUCCGCCUCCCCGGGGCCACCUCCGUGUCCGUGCCCGGGGGAAGCCCGCCGAGCUCAGCCGCCACCAGCCCCUCGCAGUGGGAAAGGGGAAAAUGAACUUACCUCCGAACGGUCCCGUCGACGGAGGCUGAGGGCGGGGGGUCCCGGGGGGCCGAGCAGGUCCCGGCGCAGCGGCGGCGGCUACCGCAGUGCCCUCCGCCCCAUUGUUUCCCUUCCGAGAGGAUCCCGGCAAAGCCGAGCCCGGGAACCAGGAAGUUCCCCGGCGCGACACCUCCUGCCGCCGCUAUGGAAACGGCCCCCCGCCUCCCAGAGCGGCUCGCCCGGGACCCCGCCUCCGAGCCGCCGGCCCCGCCCGCCUCACGGGCCGCCGCCAACCGUCGCCGCUGCGGCCGCAGCCGCCGCCAUCUUGGCGCGGCCCGGGCGGCCCCUUCCCGGCGGCACGUGCGCGCCGCUCCCGCGUGUUCCCGCCGGCCGCGGGGGCGCGCUGCCAGGGCCGCAGGGUGCUGGCGCCGCUCCCCGGGAAGGAGCAGCCCCCGGGACCCCGAGGGAGGGAGAGAGACAGAGAGGGCCCAGAAGGGACUGGAGAGCUAGGACCUGGAGCGGGGCUUCGAGUAAUUGCACGAAAACGACAGGCUUCAGCUGGUGUCCACUGGCAGGUCGAGGAAUGGCUGAGACCAGGGGUGAGGUCAGCAGAGCAGUGGCCGAGAGCCAUGGGCUCUGCAGCCAGAUUGCCUCGUGUUUCGUUUCUGGCUCUACAACCCACCAGCUGUCAGAGCUUGGACACUUUAAUUUUCUGUAUGCCUCAGUUUCUUUAUCUGUAAAGUGGCAUUUUAAUACUUGCUUCAUAGGGUUGUUAGCUGGAAGCAAGUGCAUAGUAUUGAUACUUCGGUAA
Cervus elaphus (red deer) is the source of this 1356-nucleotide messenger RNA. Its product is annotated as translation initiation factor IF-2-like. Bases 1 to 1356 code for a protein of 451 amino acids. The transcript is spliced from 2 exons. Lineage: Eukaryota; Metazoa; Chordata; Mammalia; Artiodactyla; Cervidae. The record is from RefSeq and is a predicted model, not a curated record.